Messenger RNA from Racocetra persica, 480 nucleotides. The record is from the annotation of a GenBank genome assembly. Lineage: Eukaryota; Fungi; Glomeromycota; Glomeromycetes; Diversisporales; Gigasporaceae.
CCCAUUUCAGGUCAAAUACCUUCAAAUAGAAGUUCUUUUGCAAAUGUUCUCGAAGGAUUGGAUAACAAACGAAUAAUAGUCUUGGCAGAUGUAGUAAACUUUCAAUGGUAUAGACCGAAUGUUUCAGUCACAAUUCCAUCAAAUCGAGGCUGGCACAUGGCAAAUUUAAUUGGAAAAUAUAUGGUUAUAUCUUUUGGGUUAGGGUAUAGUCAAACUAAUGAAAGUGACAUCCUAUUACUCGAUAUUAGCAAUGAUAAUAAUAUUAUUUCAAUGAUGAUCAAAAUUAUCAUAGGAAUUUUAGUAGGAAUUCUAAUUAGUAUAUUACUGAUAGUUGGAGGUUUCAUUUUUUAUAAAAAUAAAUUAGCAAGAGGAAUUCCAACACCCGGAAAUGAAAAAGCAGAUGAUAGUAAUAAUGAAGUUGUAAAUACUAUUAUACCAACACCUGGAAAUGAUGAAAAAAUAGUAGUCAUAUUGUUGUAA